This is a messenger RNA of Didymodactylos carnosus, 500 nucleotides long. The record is from the annotation of a GenBank genome assembly. NCBI's taxonomy places the organism in Eukaryota, Metazoa, Rotifera, Eurotatoria, Philodinida, Philodinidae.
AUGAUGACUUUUUUUAGCGGUAUCAAGAAAUUAUGUACUGAUGGUAUCCGUGCCAUUGUAAACGGAAAUGAAAAACAUUAUUUUGGUGCGCUAUUUUUCACCAUCGGCGAUUAUCCUGCCCAACAAGCGAUACAUGGACGUAAAGAAUCGGUGGCAGCAAACCGAUUUUGUCCUGCAUGUGAUAUUCCAGUCGAUUGUGCUUUGAACGAUUAUAAUGAUGCGUGUCAAAUAAUUGAAACUAUGGUACGUGGAGGGAACAAAGUUUUAGCAGAUUUUUGGCGAAAAUUCCAUGGCAUAAACAAGCGAAGCAGUUUCUCAACCUUGCCACAUUUUGAUGUUACAAUGCAAGUACUAUCUCACAGUGGGCAUUUUUUGCAAGAGCAAGCGGACUUUAGCUUUAUGAGUGAACUAAAAUUUCAUGAACCAUCUUUUUAUAGGUUUUUCAUGAUCCUCUUUCUAAUGGCAUGAGAGUUGGGUUUUAAAAAAGUUUUCUAAGGAGU